AUACACCAGAUGCUUACCGUGCUGAGAGCAUCGUACAGCGCCGACACGAUAUUUUCUCUAAAUUUAAAAUCAAAUUUGUUUUUAGCUUGCAGUGGUUUAUGAAGUGUGGCAUAAAGCGGAUAGAGUAUUUUAGCGCUGAUUGCGAAUGAAGGUCAUCCGCGUAUAUAAAAAGCCUUGGAAAUGUAUGUUUCACAACGGAAUAUAUUAUGGGUACCGUCAAUAGUGGAAUCUGCCGUUUUUAUUGGAACGUUUACUAUGACAUACUACCUGCUGAAAUACGCUAACGUACGAAUGAAUACUUCAAUUGGGAAAGCAAAAGUAAAAAAUAAGGAAGAAAAGAUUCUCAAGGAAAAAUACGAUGAAGCGCCCUUUGCUCCAGGACCGUGGUCGUGGCCCAUUGUUGGUAAUGCAAUCUCCCUUGGAGAAGCUCCACAUCUCACUUUUGAUGAGAUGACUAAAACUUAUGGCCCGAUAUUUCGAAUUAGAUUAGGGAAGUUUCCAGUUAUAGUGUUGAAUAAUACCAAAGUUAUUAAAGAAGCUCUCAAUCGACAAAGGGAAGUAUUCUCAGGAAGACCUCAUUUUGCAUCCUACAAAUUAAUUUCACUGGGCCUUGGCGCAGUUUUUAACGAUACGAUUACUAUUGGGGAGUCAUGGCGUGAACUAAAGAGUAAAAUGGUUCGGCAUAUUCAUACCUACGCUGCCUCAGUUGACAAAAGAUUGGCGGUUUCACAGCACAUUUGGGAUGAAACAGUUUAUAUGACCAAAACUCUUGAAAAAAUGUGUGCAGAAUCGCCUACUGGAUACGUUGAUCCCGAAACAGUAAUUCGUGUGUCAAUUGGAAAUGCAGUAUGUGCUAUGUGUUUUGGAAGGAGAUAUGAAGUUGACAAUGCACAAUUCGUUCAACUGCUGAGUAUGAACAAAGAAUUUGGCGUUGUGAUCAGUGCUGGAAGUCGGAUUGACGUUAUGCCAUGGAUCAAGAUAUUUCCUUACUACAAGAAGGCUGCAAAUGAAUUUCAAGCACUUUGUUUACGUAUGGAAAACUGGGUUCUUGACAAAGUGACAAAAAACAUCGAAACGUAUAAACCUGGUGUUGUUCGAAAUUUGAUUGACUCAUUGACAGAAGCUGAACUUUUUGAAAAAGAAAAAAUGUAUCAUACAAUACCAGAAGGACGUAGAGGGUCAAACAACAAUAAUAACCCUAAAGAUAUUCCAGUCACAGAACAAGUCGACCAUAGACUAUUGUCCGCAAUUGUCAAUGAUAUUUUUGGAGCUGGACAAGAUACGCUUUCCAGUGCAUUUUUAUUCGUUCUCCAUUAUAUGGUCAGAUUUCCGGAUAUACAAAAGCGAAUAAGAGAUGAAAUUCUAAAAAUUACGGGAACAGACCGGUUGCCAACUCUUGCCGACCGUCCGGAACUGCCCUACAUGGAAGCCGCGUUUCACGAAAUAAUGCGACAUUCAAGUUUUGUUGCGAUCACCAUCCCUCAUCUCACAUUGUCGAACACUAUCUUAUGCGGAUAUAAAGUGCCGAAAAGCACGAUGGUUUUCAUUAAUCAAUAUACUGCAAAUAGAGAUCCUACUGUCUGGGACGAUCCUUAUUCUUUCAAACCAGAAAGGUUUUUGAAAUAUGUAAGCGGACAUUGCAAAUUAGAUCCCGUUAAAGUCAACAAAUACACCAUAUUUUCAACGGGAGGCCGCAAAUGUCCCGGUGAUGAGCUUUCAAAAAUAUGGAUGAUGCUCUCUAUGGCACUUAUUUUGCACCAAUGUGAACUAGUGGCGGAUCCAAACAAUCCUCCCACAGAUGGGAUAUGUUACGGUCUAACGAUGAAACCCCGUAAUUUGCGACUGAAAUUGCGGAGACUUGAAUCGAGUAUAGUGACAUAAUUUACCAACCUCGCCUAGUUUUAACCCAGAAUGUUGUAAGGGUUGCACUGACCCGUAACGGGUGUGUCUUGCGCUGAGCUUGGAGGGACGAUGCGGAAAUAUUUGAUGCGAUGUUUCAACAAGAAGCAAGAAAAACUUACGCUAGGUUUUCUAUUGUCAACGGUUCAGACAAUGGAUUAUUUGGUCUCGUUUUUUUGGUUGAGAAAUCAGUUCAAAUCACAUGAUUUGUGAAACAUCAUAUGCGUUUUUAUAGAAAACCUAUUAUACCUCAGUAGUUUGUAUCAUGUUUUUACUCGCUGUAAUUUGAGCGUUUCAAUGCCCUUUUGAUUAAAUCCCUCGGUUUUUUUUACUUGAAACUGACAUUUAAAACAAUUUGCAUCAUGUCUCUAGAAAGCUUGCGUAGCAAUUUGGCGACAAUGAUUAAAGCCGUGGUUCUUUGUGCUGGUAGGCUUUUGUCUUAUCCAAUGCAAUCGAUGCCGGCAGACAUAUUUUAUCCGCGAAAAGCUAUUAUCAUUAAAUUUCCCUCGCCGGCUGCACUUGCGCUUUCUGUUAUCAAGGGAUUAAUAUGAGACCUUGCGCCCCGGGCAUGAUACGUCAUAAUUGCGUAUUUAGUUUUUGGAUACUUUCAAGCAAUGUGUGAAUGCAUACCCUUUAUAUCUCCGGCACAGCAGAUUUUAUCACCCUCCGUCCAACCGCAAAUUCGCAACGAAGUCUGUUUAAACGCUACAAUGCCAUCGAAAACAUUCUUUUUUAUUCAAUAUAACAUACGAAAAGAUGCCUAAGGGAUACGACUGUAUGCAAAUAAAAUAGAUAGCAGCAUUGGUCGCUGUAUUUUUAUUAACACUUUUUUAGAGACACCGAUGUUGCUUGCAUAUCUUCACAAAUUACAAAUACAAAUUCCCUAAAAGUAAAUAGAAGUCUUUGAUAAUAAUUUUCAUUUUAUAAUAUCAAUACCUUGUUCUCAUAAGUCAAUGAAGAGAAUCUAAUAAUUUUACAUAUACUUUUGAGUCAAUUGUGGUAAGGUGUAAAUAAAUAUUCAUGUUCACUUGAUAUAUUAAUAUUUUACGUCUGUACAUAUGACUUUCAUGUGGAAUUUUCUUUAUUUUUGAAUAGAUUGCCAAAUAUGUUGCGCACGUUUUAUGCGAGUUAUUUCUUUUUGCUUUUGUGACGACCAGACGUUAGUAUCUAAUCACGAACUCGAAGCUAAAAACUUCUUUGUCGGUGCUCAUAGGUAUUACCAGUAAAUCAUUGCAUUUUUUUCUAAAUAGGAUUAUGUAGGCCAAUAUUAUUACAUUAUCAUCUUACGAAUAUUAUAUACGCUGGCGGUUUAUUAAACUGAAUAUUGAAAUAUGAAGCAAAUUCAACAUGCUUGUUAUACGUAUGGCAACAAUUUGAACAUAUUUCCCUGGUGGAAUUUAUGUUUUACGAGCAUGAUAAUUUAAUACUAUAGAAUUGUCUUAAUUUAGGCCAUUUCCGUUGCAGCUUUUUAAGUAAGACUAAUCUACCUAUUUUCAUUUCAUGCUUGAAUAACAUGUUCGGUUCCAAUCCCAUUUUUUAUGUAUUAUACGGUAACUUAUUUUCUUUGGCGUAUUCUUCAGUUCAUUUCCACGUUUACUCUUUCUUGCCUCUAAGCCCUUUUACCCAUUAAAAAUUGACUUAACUUUUGCACAAAGAACAGCCCCUGUAACUGUACCCUGUAAAACCAUCGGUUCGGUUUUAUUGUACACGAAUUGGUCUAAGGUUCGGUCAAUUUCUGUAUUAGAUAUCGUUCUGAAAUGUCCAAUGACCAACUUUGACUAAACCAAUAUAUAAUGAACAAUUUGGUAGAAUAUAUUAUAACAUAUUAUAAUUGGUCUAAUGGUGCAUUUCUGACAGACAAUAGUAUAUUUUUGAAUUUUGUUUGCUGCUUGCAGCGAGAUGUACAUUUGAAAGAUUGUAACAAGUGUUCGAUGCCUUUUAAUACCAUCUUUUUUAACACUGAGUUCGUUGUAUUUUCAUGACAGCUUGUUGUGGUAGCUUCUGCGAAAUGUAGCGUGUAGCGCACGGUGGUGAAUACUGAUGUUCUA
This is a messenger RNA of Styela clava, 3947 nucleotides long. RefSeq names its product cytochrome P450 1B1-like. The record is from RefSeq and is a predicted model, not a curated record. Gene Ontology annotation, biological process: hormone biosynthetic process; progesterone metabolic process. NCBI's taxonomy places the organism in Eukaryota, Metazoa, Chordata, Ascidiacea, Stolidobranchia, Styelidae. Gene Ontology annotation, molecular function: iron ion binding; steroid 17-alpha-monooxygenase activity; heme binding.